AAACACAGCAGGCUGUUCCAGAAUUUCCCUGAUGACCUCAUGACAUCUCUAGCCACCGAGUGCAUCACCUUGCACAGUCACAAAUACAGCAUCACAGUCGAGAGUUUUAAUAAUAAUGAGAAUUUAAGAAAAUUCUAUAAGAUCUUGAGCACCAACACUGAUGGGGAAGAGGAGUGUGUCUCCACUAUAGAAGCCUACGACCUUCCAGUGUAUGGCACAGUGUGGCAUCCAGAGAAAAAUGCUUUUGAAUGGGGCAAGCCCUUCUUCCCUCACUCGCCCUCUGCUAUCCAAACCACUUUCUACUUUGCACACUUCUUUGUUAAUGAAGGUAAGAAAGGAAGAAACUGCGAGGGUAUACACCUUCAUAUUAUUUUGUUCGUACUGGUUGUUUCUGAUCUUAAUUCUUUAUCUCUCAGCAAGGAAAAACUUCCAUGCCUUUCCAAGUGCAGAAGAAGAGAGAAGAUCCUUAAUCUACAACCACUGUUCUCAGAACAGUUCAGAAAAUACACCCUUCCUUCAGACCUUCUACUUUGACUAGAUCUUUAAACCUAAUUAUAAAACAAUUGGGUUCUAUUGAAUUAUUUAGCUGUUUCUGAUUGGACGAGAGACGUUCCAUGA
Messenger RNA from Clupea harengus (Atlantic herring), 618 nucleotides. RefSeq names its product gamma-glutamyl hydrolase-like. Gene Ontology annotation, molecular function: gamma-glutamyl-peptidase activity. The record is from RefSeq and is a predicted model, not a curated record. NCBI's taxonomy places the organism in Eukaryota, Metazoa, Chordata, Actinopteri, Clupeiformes, Clupeidae. The transcript is spliced from 3 exons. Gene Ontology annotation, biological process: tetrahydrofolylpolyglutamate metabolic process. Gene Ontology annotation, cellular component: vacuole. Bases 40 to 534 code for a protein of 164 amino acids.